UUUCGUUUCUCUCGCGCGCGCGCGCGCGGCUGAUAACAGUGUUUGAGCUGUCAGUCGGUUCGUCGAGCUGAUAGCGAGUCGGCUUCGCAAUUAGAAGCCCGGGUGAAACGUUCGACGAACUCACGGCGAAUUGAUCGGUCGAAUGAAAAUUAGAAGAGUCGCAAGACACGUUAACUGAUAUUUCAACCAUGGCUCUUUCGUACAGAUAAAGGGAAAUGGUGAUCGUUACACGUGAGAACGUUGAAUCACACGAUCGACUCGCCCGGCGGCGAAAAGACAGGAUUCUGGAUGGCAGGCCGAUAAAUAACACAGCGGUUCUUGCUGAAAACAGAGAGAGAAAGAUCGAUUGUGGUUGCGAAAGUAGUGUGAAGAAUUUUUAUCCACAGGUUGAAUCAUUCUCUCUCGGGAGAUCUGGAGCCAAAAGAAUUCUCUUGCGAUUCUGUGAACAACAACGAGUGCGUGGAGUUGGAAUCGACAGUGUGUUAGCCGAGUGAUAGUGCGACGUUUGUUCCUCUCGGAAAGUUUCUUCGCUAAAGAAGUCUAUCUUCGAUAUAUACGUAUUUCUUGCCUCGAUAUUCUACGAGUUGUUUCACUCUGAUCGCGCGCUACUCUCUCGGGACCGUGUCGCGCGGCAGAUACAUACUCGUUGUCACAAAUCAACGGACGCGCUCCGGCGACGCUGGACCGAUAGCGAGUCCCAUUCGGCGCGCAAUCAGGAAUCAUCGAUGGCACGGAGCAUCGAGUGGCUGUUGGCAACGCGCUCCGCCGGUUAAUGCCGGCUGCGACGAAAUUACGCUGUGCCAGCGCAGCCAGAAAUUGCCAGGAUAACGUGGCCGCACUCGAUUACCGGGAGUAGUCAGCAGAAGAGAGAUCCGGAUCCCAGCGGGUGCGUCGCACUAAGGAAGAAGAAUUCACGAAAAUGCGAGCACGUGAUCCCACGGUGAAAGAUGAACGAUGAAAUAAUAUUAAAGACUCUAACCGGUGGCGGCAACAUUCCGUUCGCCGACGAGGAUGGCGCGGUAUCGAGCGGUGUCGAGCAUCGCCGCGCGGAGAGACGAUCGAACGUCACGCGGAGGGAGCUGACGAAAGAAGCGACCGGUCCGAGCCCGUGUCCGAGGAACGUGCAGAGUUUCACCACAUUCCGCUCGAUAGUUCAGCAUUCGAAGAUCGGUCAAGAGGGCGAGCAUCGCAACGUCUCGAUGCUGCAAAAGGGCGCCGCGACGUUUGCCCAGAGGGAGUCUCAGGCUCAGCACAGACAGAUCAAGCAAUCGCCGGCACCGAGGCGGAACAAAAACGAGACGGUGCUGGAAACGGGUUUCGAGCACCCGCUGCAACGCUACGAGAACGCGGUGCUGAAGCAUCAGACGCAUCAGAGGGAUCGAGGGAAACGACAGGCGAGCGGCGACCGGCAGCAGCAACAGCAACAGCAACAGCAACAGCAACAGCAGAGUUACUCGCAGCACGGUUACUCGAGCAGCGACGAGAGCGUAGUGAGGAACAAGUCGAAGAGCAUCAGCUCGAUCGACACGCAAUCGGUAAACAACAUCUUGGACGAGUACGAGGAUCUCGAUUACAGGAGAUCGUCGGACCUGAGCGACGUCGGCAGCAUCAGCGUGUCGAACUUCGAGGCUGUCAUGAUGGAUCAGCAGAAGAAACAGCAGCAAGAGAAGUCGCGGGUGUUGGCGGCCGCCGCGAGGAUGCAGCCCAAGUGUUCGCCGCCGAGCCGGGAGAAACCUCAACCAGUUCUGAAAGUGAACCAGCAGACCCAAGUGAGACAGCGGUCCCGCGAGAGGCAGAAGGAAUCAGGAGUCAGACACGUUCUGCCACCGUCGCCGACCGAGCCGGACAAUUCCUCCUCGUCUUGCGUUUCACCGGCCGCGGCUGUCACCGUCGACAACAGCCGGAUCAGAGUCCCGGAGGUGUUGCUUCGCAAGGGAGAAGUUCAAAAGAGGGUGGACGAGUGGCUGAAUCAGACGCAGAGCCAGAACUUCCCUGCUCCGACUCGGGAGAAACCGUUGACCAGGUCGAACAGCAGCGCCGAUCAGAAGAGCCAGAGGAGGUACCGCCAAGACUCGAGGUCCAGAUCGAUAGACGAAGGAAGAGGGGAGAAGUUGAACGGGACGUCGUCGAGCUACGACGACCUCAGCCGCGCGGACAAGAAGCAGACGGAACGCAAGCUGGUGGACAAGGUAAACGUCGGCGUGAAUACCAGCAGAGGCACCUACAAAGAGUAUCUCGCUUCGAAGAACAGAGGCAAGCAGCAAGAUUACGGCUUCAGCGCGUCGAACACCGCGAUCGGUAGGUCGAGAGAUAUCAGCCCCUCGACCGGCUCGCGAAUUCCCCAGAGGGGACCUCUGAGCUCCAGCUUCAGAUCGAGACGGUUGGAACCUAGCAACGUGGCGAGUCAGGCGGAUAUAGUCGGAGGAGAUUCGUCGCAGCAUCAUCAGGCGGAGAGGAACUGUCGCGUGAGAAACGCUGGCGACAGCAGGCUGACGAAUUUGGCAAAGACGAGAAACGAGUCGGAUCAUGGCAGGAUAUCUGGAGUAAUCGGCGUAGCUACCGGUGUUUCCACCGUAACGACUGGCACGGGCACGAGCGUGGUGACGACGAGCAGCGGCACACUGUCGGUUAUCCCCUGCAGGAAAGCGUCGUUCAAGCGAUCUCAGAAUCACGAUCAAAGCACGGCUGGCGCAACGACGAGAGCGCUCGUUAAGGAAGAGACAGGCCAGAGAGCGAGAGGGGCCUGUGAGGGGAGCAACGUCGUCUCGAAGGGCCCGAGCAACCUUGGUGACCAAGGCGAGCCGAUCUCGCCAAAUAAGGACGGAGAAAGUAGGCGCCCGGCUCUCACGAGCGAUUCACCGCGAGCCGAUGAUAAACCAGCCGAUGCCACUUGUAAAUCGGCGGCGGAGUUCUCGAGAAUCGUGGAUCGGCCUACGCGAGAUGUCCUGAGGAUUACGACCAGCGAAUCGGCCGAAUCUAGGUACAUUCGCGAGAGAGACAACAAGAGAGACAACAAAAUGGAUCAGACGAGGCAAGAAACUGUUUACGGUGCCGUUGGCGCGCGUGUCCGGUGUCUUCAAGGUCAGCAGGAAUCCCGCGUCACGAAACCUCCGAGGAAUCUCCAAGGCGGCAUCGCGCCGUCGGAAACUAGAAAGCCACCGGUUCUACCGAGAAGGGAUCAGGACUCCGCGAAGCAUGACAACCGCGGCAUGAAUUCGCCGAUCGGUUCGCCGACUCAGUCCACCUUCAAGCCGAACAACAGUCGCGUGUACGCGGCGUUGCAGCUGCUGAACGAGCAAAACUCGGCAAAGUCGAGAUCGACGGCGGGCAACAACGGCGUUCAACCAUUGGAAAGGUCUCCGUGCAGAUCGCACUAUUCCUCGCCGAAUCACGUGGAGAAGAUUUACGAGCGUAGCCUGCAGCCUCAGGUGAUUCACGUGGAUGACCUCCAAUCGAUUCUGCGACCUGCUUUGCAGGUCUCUGCUUACGGCGAAGGUGGAACUGGCGGUCGAUUCGAUCUCAAGUCGCCACCCAAAGAAGCGGUUAUACUCGACAAGCGAAACGAAAAGCAGCCAGAGGAAGAGGAGCAGGAAGAAGAAGAAGAAGAAGAAGAAGAAGAAGAGGAGGAGGAGGAGGAGGAGGAGGAAGAGGAAGAGGGGGAGGAGGAGGAGGAAGAGGAAGAGGGGGAGGAGGAGGAAAAGGAAGAAGAAAAAGAAACAGAGGUUUACGAACGGGUCGGCGAGUUGCGGUACGAACACCUGGAGACUAUCGAGGAAGACGAUCAGAAGAGCGAGGCAUCCGUUUGUAGAUACCCGGAGAUCGGAUUGAGUCAGUGCCUGAAAAUUCAGCAAUGCCUGCCGAACGGUAGAUCGAGAGGUCCUCCUCCUCCUCCUCCUCCAUCUGCUCCACCUUCCGCGGAGAAGAAAAAAGAAGCGGCGGCGACGUGCACGAAGCGAGACCAGCAGCAGAACGAACCUGCCCGGACGUUCGUCACGUUUCGCUCGUCCGGCUUCCCUCAGGGCAUCAAGACGACGAGCCUGCAAUCUCGAUCGACCGCGACUGGCUCGUCAGAGUGUUGCAGCGAGCAGGAGGAGAAACGGGAGGUCACCGAGCCGAUCGCGAUCGUCGACGACGACGACCUGGAGAUCCCCUAUCCGGAUUCCGGGAAUUUGGUCGUCGACAGAGGCCAAUCGUGUCACACGCGGGAGAACAGCAAUCUAUCGACCGCCACUAUCCCCCUGGACGAGCUGGAGAGUGAAAGGCAGGCGGCAAAGUUCAAGGCCGAGGACGCGCGUUUUCGAUCGAACGAGAUGCCCGGGCAGACAAUGGAGGCGGGGUCCCACCUUCGGCAAGAGCCUAGCCAGAAACCGGAGAAAUGGGAGGCCGAGAAAGGGGAACGGACCAACUCGCGUGAGAUAGACGGGUCGGUGGUGAACGAAGUGCUGGUGAAGAAUCUUCAAUUCAAGCAGGAUUUACCGAAAGACACGGCGGAGCGUAGCCCCGGACUCGGCGACUCGUUCGGCAAAAUCAUCGAGCACGCCGCGGGCCAACAGAGACCGAUCGUUUUCCACAACGUUCUGUGCGACAAUUACGAGAACGUGCGAAACGCCAGGUUUAAGGAGAGCAAAGUGUACGUGACGAAGGAGGAGAUGGAGCGGCAAAGGCUGAUGGAACUGCUCAGGAAAGGAGACUACGAAUCGGCGAAAGCGGAAUUGGAGAGAAGUUAUACCCUCUCGACCCCGGGGGGUAGCAGCCCCGUUUGUUGCCCGCCGUGCAGCCCACCCCCAGCACCAGCCGCAUACAUAUCGAGCGCACGUGCGUCCUCGCGAAGACUCGCCGCCGCAACUGGGAUCGGAGGACCGCCGUCCCCGGAAAGGGAUCCUCUCGGAAGACUCUUAAGAUUCCUGAAGUCCUUCUACAGGGAGCUAGGCACUCGUGAUCCACCCCAUUUGCCGGGAUGGGCGUCGCCUCUUCCACUCGGCACCCUUUGUCCGGCGCACUUCCAGCCGCACCUGCAGCUGCUGCACAAAGGCGAGCAGGAGCACAGGCUCGAGAACAUCAAGCCCGACCAGAUCUUCGCCCCCGUCAGGCUGAGCGACGGCACGGUGUCGGAAGCGCCCCGCCGCGUGGCCAUCGAGGGAGGUCCCGGAAGUGGAAGGACCACACUCUGCCUCCGGCUUCUCCACCAGUGGGCGAUCCAAGGCGACAGCCCGGCACUGGCGUUCAUCGUUCCCCUCCGUGAACUCCGAGGCAGCCCGGUGCUGAAUUACUUGGCUCGGGAAUUAUUCCCGAGGACGGCGGCGAUCGGCGACGCGGUGGCGCAAGUGUGGCGCACGUUGCACUUGAUGGAGGACCGUGUGCUGUUUAUCCUGGACGGUUACGACGAGUGCGUGGGAGGCAGAGGGUCCCUGGGCGACGCGAUAGACCUCCUCGAGGGACGUUUGUUCCCGGACGCGAGGAUUCUGGUCACUUGCUCGCCGAGCAACUCGACUGUGCUGUCGCCGCUGGUACAAAGGAGGAUCCAUCUGGCCGGUCUCGAGUGGCCCCACGUCGAGAGGCUCUGCGUCGCGUAUUUCAUCCACAACGACAUCGCCGAGAAGGCCUGCGAGUUCCUCGAAGCGCUGAACGUACAGCCACAGGCGGUGAAGCAGCUCGGUCAGCAUCCUCUCGGCUGGAUCAUGCUCUGCUGUCUCUACCAGGAUUCAGGAAGCUUACCGACGGAGACCAGCGCGCUGGUUCAAGCGGCUGUCAAGUGUAUCGUGAAGAGGAGCUUGGAUCCACCUGUUCCCUACAACGAGGAGAUACCGGCCCAUUGCAGAAAGCGACUGGAGGAUUUCGGUAAGGUGUCUCUGGCCGCGCUGAGGGAGGGCAGGUGUUGCUACACCGAGGCUGAACUCCGAGCAAGAGGCGGUGGCGUGGAAGUUACCAGGCUGGGCUUCCUGACCAAAGGGCCGACCUUCGGACAGCGACGGAAGCCAGACUUGUACACGCCGAUUCACAUGGCCGUAGCUGAAUUCCUCGCGGCGUACUACCUAACCUCCGUGGCUCAGUACGCUAAUAUCCUUCGGAGGGAGCUGGAGGGGCUACCGUCGGGGAUCAUCGGUCAUCUGGCUGGCUUACUGGGACCCAAGACGCAUUUGAUACUGAACCAGCUGUGUCCGCUCGAGGUGCCACCGCGAGCGGUGUUCUCGUUGCUGAAAGCGGCCGGUGCCUCGGAUGGGAACAUCUCCGCGGUGUGCAGGUUGGUCGGCGCAGGGCUUGGAUUCGGUCCAGCGCCCAACGAGAGGCCACCGGCGCCUCUGGUGCACACCUCGCCGCUGGAGCUCGAAGGAUGGGCGAGGAUCCUCGAAAGUCCGGCGUGCACCCUCGAAGCGUUGGAAGUGGUGUUUCAGGUGGAACGAGGCUCCGAUCCCAGAUACUUGGACGACUUUUUCGAAGCCCUGGCCGGGAACGAGAGCGUGAAACUCGUGAGAAUCACGUCGCUCCUCGGCCAAGAGUUCCCCGCGGACGAGGCGCAGAAAUUGGCCGGACACUUGAAGAGCGUUCUCGGCAAGAAGAAGCUGAACGACUUCGAGUUGGUUAUAACCUGUCUGGAGGAAGCGGCGCACGACAGAUUGGAGUGCGUGGUGAACGCCCUUUGCCGUGGACUGAGUCACGCGUCAACCAGCCUGGCGCGGUUGGUCCUCGACAUGAAUCUGUCCGGCGAGCAAGUGUCCCGGGUCUGCGAUGCUCUUCGUGGCUGCGUUCAAGUGCAAGCGCUGCACUUGCCCCAUUUGGGCUGCGGCUGCGAAGGGUUGGCCUCGGUCGCCGAGCUGCUCAAGGAGAGGCCGCUGCUCGCGUUGAACCUCGCCGGCAGCUGGGGAGCCAAGAACGAGGAUCCCUCCAGCUCUGGAAUCAGUAUGGGUUCAGGCUCCGGCUCCGGAAGCAGCGGAUGCGCGUCCAGCACCCUUGGCACGCUACCACUGAAUCGCUGUUACUCGUCGCUGCCGAGAGGCGCGUUGGCAGCUUACGGCAGUUUAACGAGGCCCGCCACUUUGCCGCGACUUCCCCUCGGGCUUGGCCUUGGUCCUGCGCCCGCCACCGGGAACGGGCCGCUGCCGCAGAACGACAGGGACAGGGACAGCAACGGCAGCAGCAAGAGAAACAGCGACAGCGUCCUCUGUCAUCGUUUGCCAUUGCUGCACCCGUUGCCCACGUGCGACGUUACCAGCCACCAAGGAACUGGCUUUCACGAGAUCUUCAACGCUAUCAGAGAGCCGAACUGCAAGCUGAGAUCGUUGAACGUGUCCAAGUGUUUGCUGGGCGGAUUAGACGCGGGCUGCCUGGGCGAGACCAUUAGAAGGGCGCGGAAUUUGGAUGCUCUAAGAGCUGCCGGUGCGUCCAGACCGGCGGACGUGAUGCCGUUGGUCCUCGCGCUGACAGAGGCGCCCUGUCUUCAGCUUCUUGAUCUGGCCAGUCCACGUCUAGCCCUCGACGAUCAUCCUUCCAGGCUGCUCUGUCACGCACUCGCCAGGAACACCACUCUCAAGCUACUCAGUCUCGAGGGAUGGACUUUUAGAAUAGAGGAAUCAGAGAGCCUAGCAGUAUUCUCCGAGCUACUCAGAUACACGAGCGUCCGCGAGCUGAGCCUUUGUAACGCCCGGCUACAUCUGGCCGUCCACGAGGGUCCUUUGUCGAGAUUAGGACGUCGGGACGACGCCGGGGCCGAGCUGUUGAGAGCCGCACCGCCUCCUGCCUGUCCCGCGAUUGUGUUUCUCAGGCUGGCCGGUUUUCAAGUGACAGUGAACGAUCGUCUGGCGCUACGAGGGCCGCUUCUUUUGCCAUUCCUCGCGGGCUUCACCGCUCUCAGCGAGCUCGACCUUUCGUUGGACAAGUCCACCAUAGGAGGCAGCAGCGGGUCGUUGCUCUUCAUCGACGACAAGAUCCUGCAACAAUUCUUCGCCUGCCUCUCCUCCCACUUUCGGAAUUUACAGUCCCUGAGGAUCAAUUUCUGGCGAGUCACGUUGGAGGACAGCGAGAAGACGAUGAGACAGAUCGCGAAAUACCUGAAGCUGUGCAACCUGAGUUUCCUGAAGGCGAACGGACUGAUCGUGACCGACAGCGCGAAGAAGGUGCAGAUGGAGCACGUGUUCGUCCAGACGAUCCUCACGCACCUUCAGUAUUUGACCUGGCUCUGUCUGGACGGGGUGGACUUGACGGAGAGCCAAGCUUCGAGUAUUGGAAAAUGCGUGAGAGAUCGGUUCCCAGGUACAUCGUUGGAGAUCAGCGCCAAAGACGUGCACGUAAAGUCCGUGAAGGCUUUGGUUGCCGCGAUAGAGGAGGGGGGAAGAGCGGAAGUCGUGUACACCGGCGGAUCGAACUGUAGACUGAAGAUCACGAAGAUCCAGAAGAAUAGCAAGAGCAAAAAGAAGUGAGGAUUCGUCCGAGCAUCCUUGGUUGUCGCUGACAUUGAAACUUGUUGAUUGUCCGGCCACGAAAGAACGUGAUCAUAGAAAUAUAACGAUUGGAAUUUGAUCCGUAGAUGAACGAAAUAGAUAUAGAAAGAGGCAAUGUUCGAUGUGUUGGUUGCGCGUGACUCCCGAGUAUCCGUGAACGAUCCGGUGAAACGGAUCUUGGAAGGAAGAAAGAGGCUAACAGAACGACUAACGCGAGAAUAUAAGCGCGUAGUUAUAUAUGGAGAGAGAGAGAGAGUGAUACGAGAUCGACGACGUUAGCCGUAAAAGGCAUAGAAUAAAAAUACUCGUACAAUGAAGGAGGAAAGAAUGGAAUGAAGCCGACACUUUGUGGAUUUUCGUCUUACUGUGAUUUCCUUUUCUGCGCAUCGUCCCUUUCAUAACAAUAUAGAUAAUAGAUCGUAGCGUUGUUAGCUCGAGCGUUAUUCUUGAUGGUCCGUUAAAAACGCAGAAAAAUGUCGAAAUCGUAGAGAUAGGAUCUUU
Frieseomelitta varia is the source of this 8936-nucleotide messenger RNA. RefSeq lists its product as uncharacterized. The transcript is spliced from 11 exons. Bases 948 to 8414 code for a protein of 2488 amino acids. Lineage: Eukaryota; Metazoa; Arthropoda; Insecta; Hymenoptera; Apidae. The record is from RefSeq and is a predicted model, not a curated record.